GCUGUGCUAUGGCUAGCCAGCAGCUAAUGUUAAUACUGGGAACUGCAGGCUGUUUUUCGUCUCAAACCUCAUAAUUAUCUUGUGGAAAAUAUCACUACGUGGUCUUUGCCGUUGGUCCUUAUCCUCCCGAUAGUGAGUCGUCCCACAUGGCCGAGAUGAUGACAGCGAAGCCUCCUCCGUUUCCGUGGAGAUGACCUGCCACCCUUUCUGGAAUGGUCAGAAUGGGGCCAGAUGUGCCCCUUCUUAACGAGUACAAGCAAGAGUUCUUCUGGAAGCGCUUCCCCCAAACCGUGUUGGGGGGUCCCCGCUUCAAGCUAGGCUACUGUGCCCCUCCUUAUGUAUACGUCAACCAAGCGGUUUUGUUCCUGACGCCAUGGCUGUUCGGCGGCAUCGGCACGCUUCUCUGCCAGCUGCAGCUGCUCCAGGAGCUUUAUGCCGCCGUUCUCUCUGGCAUUCUCAUGUUUGCAGCUGCGGCAGGUGUUCAGGCGCUGGCGCUGCACGCUGCACGGAGGAGCGGCACAGUAGUGGAGAGACUAGACGCACCCAACAACCUGGUUGAUGAGGAGGAGGUGGAGUUCACCCAAUGCAUCAGCCCGGAGACGGUCCGAUUCAUCGCUCCGGGGAAGCGGUUCGGCCUGAAUGUGGUUCUGCACACGGUCCUAGCUGGAGUUCUGUGCGGCUUGGGGACGUGGUACGUGUUCCUGGGCCGACUGACGGCUCUGUACGGCAGCACCGGCGCCUCCCUGGUCGUGUUUGUUCUCAGCUGGGUGACUCUGUGCGUAGCCGAGUACUCCCUCAUUGUAAAUACGGCCGCAGAGACGGCGACUUUCCAAGCACAGGACACUUACGAGAUCACGCCGCUCACCCGGCCGCUCUACGUUUUUAUCUUCAUCGCCGUGGAUUUGGCUGACAGGUUUUCUCACGCUGUUCCUGAGCUCCAGCUGGCCAGCCAGACGCUGCAUGUGGUUUUUGUCUUCCUGCCGCUGCUCUGGGCGCUGGGGGUUCUGCCGCCGCUCGACGCCUUGCUCCUCUGGGGAAUGGAGCAGGUUCUGGUGUUUGGCCUGGGAGGCUCACCCAUGUCCAGCAACAUCAGGUUGCUCUUUAUGUGCGCCGUGUCCUUUGGCGUCGCUGUUUGCAAUUACUUCAUCCCGUCAUCGUUGGGCGUUGUCCUCUUCUCCACCUCUGCCGGGUUUCUGCUGAGCCUGGACCUGAGCCAGGUUGCCACGCUCUGCAGGCGCCAGAGAACCUCCUUUAGGGACCACAGAGUUCACAGCGGGGGGUCGCCAUCUUUCCCUCUCACUUCCUUCGGUUGGAGCCUCGGCUGCCGGGAGCUGCUCCUGUUUUCCAGCCUGCUGGCGGCGGCCACGGCAGAGGCUGGACUGUUGCAUCACUUCAUUGGCUCAGCUCAGUCCCAGGUCUUGGUUACAGGACCUCGGGGUCCAGUUAGCUACCUCCUCAUCAUACUUUUCUCUCUCUGCUGGGCUCUAAGAGAGAUCCAGGGAGCUUAUGUAGUUGCAGGGAUGUUCCUGAAUCCCCUGUACCCCAAAGGAAUGUCCAACGUUCAGAGCUUCAAGCAAAAGAGCAAAGGGUUGCACAUAGCAGCUGCAAUCCGAAGAGUCCUACUUUAUCUUGUUUCUCCGUUUGCAAUGGUUGCGUUUCUGUCUAUGGACGAAUCUCUGCAGUCGCUCCACAGUGUCACCGUCAGCAUGGGAUUGACGCGAGCCUUUAGAGCGGUGUGGCAGAGCUCAGAGGACGCCCUUUUGCAGAUGGUGGUGGUGAUCUUAGUACGGCUUGCAGCUGGAGGUAAAACCCUGCCUGGAUGGGACGCCUUAGGAACUGGAGUUCAGCUUCUUCUGGUGGGACUGCUGAUGGACAGACUGGGUCAGUUCCUGGGCAAGCUGAAGUUCACCCUCACUGUCCUGGUGACGUCCUGGACAGAGAAGAAGCAGCGGCGUCAGUCGGCCGGGACUCUCCUGGCUCUCAACGCCUCGCUGUGGCCUCUGGUGCUGGCUGUGGUGACCCUCUCUGCCCUGCUCUCUGCCCCCCUGCUGCCCCUUUUCACCCUGCCCAUCUUCCUGGUGGGAUUUCCCAGGCCGCAGCGCAGUUGGCCGGGCCCGGUGGGGACGGCCUGUCCCUGUCCGGACUCCGUCUUCUACCAGCAGAUGAGUGGAAGCUUGGCCUCUGCUCUAAGGACGGCCUUUGCAAGCGGUUCACUCGGUUCUGUCGCUCCGGGCUCGCAUUUCCUGGGACGUUUCCAGGACCGUAUGGUUUGGAUAAUGAUCCUGGAGAGAGGAUACGGCUACUGUACCGUUAAUAUUAAGGGUUUGGAGCUGCAGGAGACGUCCUGCCACACGGUGGAGGCCCGCCGCGUGGACGAGGUGUUCGAGGCCGCCUUCGAGCGCCCGGAGCGGCUCGGCUUCACCCAGGGCUUCAACCUGCACUGGGGCAACGCGCUGACGCCCUGCGCCGCCCUGGCGGUCCGGGUCUACUCUGACGCCAGGAACGUCCUCUCCGGCAUCAUCGACUCCCACGACAACCUGAGGAAACUGCAGGAGGACUUCAUGAAGGCGCUGACCUGGCUGCUGCUGCGCCACUGUGUGCAGAGGCAGAAAGGUUUGCUGUGGAGCAGCGAGGUCGGGUCGACCGUCGGAGGCGUGAAGUCCCAGUCCUCCCAGUUGGCCCAGACCACAUGUAACCCGCCAUCCGAGGCUGUCGUGGUGGAGUCCAACAUGUCCUCUCUCAGGUUCAGACAGGACAGCUCCAGCUUGACGUCGUUCGGGGACUGGUCGGACGAGGACGACCUGUUCGGGCCUCAGCCGGCCCGGCGGACCGUGGCGUUGGUGACGGCGGAGGCGCAGCGGGGACACGCGGCGCCGCAGACCGGCGCAUCGCUGCCCGGCUCCGUAGAGAUGGACAGCCUGUUUGAGAACAUGGCGCUGUCCGCGCUGCAGCCGCUGCAGCCUCUGGGGCUCAGCAUCGGCAUGCCGGCGGUGGACAGAGGCCGGAACUCGGAGGUGCUCAGGGAGAGCCCUCACCUGAACUUCAGCUGCCCGCAGUCGGAGGCGUUCAACCUGCCUCCGGUUUGGAGGACGGCGCCGCUGCUCCCGUCCCGCCUGCUGUCGCUCAGGCCGUUGUUCCCGGAGGAAUGGUUUCGCUUCAGCCUGGGGCGCUUCGGGCUGGCGGCGCAGGGGGAACCCCUGGAGGACAUGACCAAAGCCCUGAAGGAGGACGAGGUUUUGAAGGAGCUUCACGUGAAGGUGGCGCUGUCCUGCCUCAUCUCUGUGGGGGCGGAGUCGGCGUUCACCAGCCCCAGUUACAUCUACAGGCUGUACUGCGGAGACGUGCCGUGGACGGAGGGACUGGACUGGCUGUCUUCAAGCAAAGAACUUUACCAGCUCACACUGCAGGCCUUCAGGUUCAGCUUCAAGCUGCUCUUUGACCAGGCCAGCCUGGGGCCCAUGGAGUCCCCAGAGGAACUGUUCAGCACUUUAGAGGAAUAUGAACGGGACUGGUACAUCGGCCUGGCGACGGAAAGAGGCUGGCACGACAGCGUCCUUCAGGAGAAGCCCUUCCUGUUCUCCCUGGGACACGACCUCACAAUGGGAACCUACACGGGUCGGGUCCUGUCCCUGCAGGAGCAGCUGGUGCAGGUCGGCCGUCUGAACGGAGAAGGGGUCAGAGGUCAGUGGGCAAACCUUUCCUGGGAACUCCUGUACGCCACCAACGACGAUGAGGAGCGGUACAGCAUCCAGGCUCACCCGUUCAUGCUCCGAAACUUGACAGUUCAGGCCGCCGACCCGCCCCUGGGUUACCCCAUCUACUCCUCCGCCCCGCUCCACUUCCCCUGCUUCUGACCCGGAGUCCCUCAGGGCGCCUUUGUUUCAAAAGAAAACACCUCAGUUUGUUUGUCAGCUGUUGAGGUUGUGCAUUGUUUUCUGUUUGGACACCCAUCAUCUUUCUAAUUAAAGCUGCAGGAUGUAACUUUUAUAAAAAUUAUUUUUUUACAUUUUUGUUGAAACUGUCACUAUGUUGUCAUGAGACAGAAAACAGGUGAAAACGUUAAUCUCCUCCACUUCCUCCCUGAGCUUCUAUUGCAGCUCUGAUUGGGUGACUGAAAACAACCAAUCAGAGCCAGGAGGCGGGUCAUAGCGCUGUCAAUCAAUCUCAUGUAUUCAGAAGCAUUUUACCAUAAAGGAAGACCAUUUUUCCAACCUGCUAACUGAUGUAGCAUUCACGACAUGCUACGCUAAUGGGAAAAAGUUGUAGCAGAGGUUGAUUGACAGCGCUAAGACCCGCCUCCUGGCUCUGAUUGGUUGUGUCUAGCAUAGGAGCUUGAUUUCUUUCUUUUUGUUUUAUCUGUUUCAUAAAGUCAUGACAUUGUUACAAUUUUAACAAAUAUGUAAAAAAAAUAUAUGUAUUUUUAAGAAGUUUUUAAUAAUUUUUAACAGGAACUGUAGCACCACUUUAUAUAAUAAUGUCAUAAAAUUGGGAUUUAACAUGUAAUAAAACAUCUUUAAAGUUGCUGUACGUAACUUUUAUAUAAAAAAUAGACAUAUUUGUUGAAGCUGUCUGUCAUGAAACAAAUCAUCUAAAAAGCUCCUCCACCUUUUCCCAGUGGCAACCAAUCAGAGCCAGGGGGCGGGUCUUAAUGCUGUCAAUCACUCUCAACCUUGCUCUCUGCAGCUAGAAGAGAGCUGUGCAUGCUAGGCGGUAAACAAUUUCUCUGUUAAGAUAAAUUAUUUCUCCACAGUUAACACAUGAAGCAGCCAAUAGGAAGUGGCCUGACAGUGCUAAGCCCCACCUCCUGGCUCUGAUUGGUUGUUUUAGGUUGGAGGCGGAGCAUUUCUUCAGCAGCAGCUCGGAUAUGAGGUGGAGAUCAAUCUUUUCUUUUCACAGAUUAUCUCAUGAUAUAGUGACAGUUCCAACAAAUGUUAAAGGGACAUACCGCAGCUUUAAAACAGCAUUAUAUAAUAACGCAAAAUGUAAUAAAUACAUAUUGGAUCGUUUUUACUUGCAGGUUAAUACCGCAAGUUCUGGAUAAAAAGCAAACUAAAUGACCAAAGUUUCAACUUAAAUGGUUAUUGAAUCUACAACAUGAUCGCUUUAUGAAGUACAAUCAUUAGUAUGAACAAAAAAUAGAUUAAUCGUUUAUUACGUUACAUUAUUUCAAAAACAGUUUUUCUAAAUAAUCAGCACAAAAUGUGAAUUUUAUUAGAUUUUGCAUUUAUUAUUCCAUAAUGCUGCAUUACAGAAACAUUUGAUGCAGAGCACAUUUCAGUCUAUUUGAACUGAAAAGAAAAUCCACUUCCUUUUUAGGAAAACAUCUGGUUUUAUUGAACUUUUUCCACGUUUUUCUGAUUUCAUCUCCAAGUCACCAAAAAAAGGGACGAUAAUUUGAAUGUUCUGUUCAGGAUGUCAAGGAUGUGCCUUGGGAAUGUCUUGCUCUCUUUAUGUCAGUGCUAUUGUUUUUGUUUACAAUCAGCUGUUUACAGGCGUUCAAAGGAAUGUGUCCACAGAUUUCUGUACAUACUGAUUUUUAUAUAUGUGUAAAUGUACAUACUUGAAAUAAAAUGUUGGGGAAAAAAAAUGUUUUUUAACGUUA
This is a messenger RNA of Poeciliopsis prolifica (blackstripe livebearer), 5602 nucleotides long. RefSeq names its product pecanex 4 (gene pcnx4). Bases 213 to 3854 code for a protein of 1213 amino acids. NCBI's taxonomy places the organism in Eukaryota, Metazoa, Chordata, Actinopteri, Cyprinodontiformes, Poeciliidae. Gene Ontology annotation, cellular component: membrane. The record is from RefSeq and is a predicted model, not a curated record. The transcript has 11 exons.